AUGUUCCAUCUGUUUUGCAUUCUUGUUAUCUCAAGUGCAUUUGAUUUUGAUAGUUGGUUAAUCAAAUUCAAUAAAAGUUUUUCGGCUGUUGAAUCACUCAGACGUCGCGCUAUAUUUGUUCAAAAUGCUAGAUUUGUUGAUGAAUUCAACAAACUUAACAAAUUUAAGCUUGGGGUUGAUGGUCCUUUUGCUGCACAUACACACCAAGAAUAUCUCUCGACUCUAUCUCACAAACCCAAUAUAAAAGAAAGUUAUUUUGAACCACAUUCAAAAGAGGCACUUAAAAUGUUCCCAGAAUCACUCGAUUUGAGGCAACAAGGUAAAGUUACGAAGGUAAGAGACCAAAAAUCGUGUGGAAGUUGUUAUUCAUUUGGUGCUCUUGCUUCCUUAGAAGGAAGACUUCUUUUCUUGGGUGGUAAUGAAAACACACUUGACCUUUCUGAAGAACAAAUAAUGAGAUGUUCUGCCAAUAAUGGUUGCAAUGGAGGAACAGGAUCUAUUGUUUAUGACUACAUCAAGGAAAACGGCGUUGUACAAGAGAAGGACUACCCAUACACUGCCACAGAAGGAAAUUGUGGAGUUGAUCUAACAAAGAAAUUUGCAACAAUUGAAGGAUACAAAUAUAUAACCAGAAAGGAUAAUGACGCGCUUAAAAGUGCACUUGUAGAUGGAGUUGUCGAUGUUUCGAUAGAUGCCUCUUCUCCUAUGUUCUCAUUGUACAAGAGUGGAGUGUAUCAUGACACAAAGUGUAAAACUUCUCUUUUCAGUUUAAACCAUGAAAUAGCAGCAGUAGGGUAUGGAAAGUUAAAUGGUGAAGAAUAUUGGAUAGUGAAGAACUCUUGGGGAACAAACUGGGGCGAAAGUGGCUACAUCUUGAUGGCGAUGGAAGGUAAUACCUGUGGUGUUACUUCAGAACCCAUCGUACCAACUGGUAUCAAAUACCUCUAA
Entamoeba invadens IP1 is the source of this 948-nucleotide messenger RNA. RefSeq names its product cysteine proteinase 2 precursor, putative. Gene Ontology annotation, cellular component: lysosome. The coding region runs from base 1 to 948 and encodes 315 amino acids. NCBI's taxonomy places the organism in Eukaryota, Evosea, Mastigamoebida, Endamoebidae. The transcript has a single exon. Gene Ontology annotation, biological process: immune response. Gene Ontology annotation, molecular function: cysteine-type endopeptidase activity. The record is from RefSeq and is a predicted model, not a curated record.